Parus major (Great Tit) is the source of this 2351-nucleotide messenger RNA. It is a transcript of the gene PIMREG, whose product is annotated as PICALM interacting mitotic regulator. Lineage: Eukaryota; Metazoa; Chordata; Aves; Passeriformes; Paridae. The transcript has 5 exons. The coding region runs from base 112 to 957 and encodes 281 amino acids. The record is from RefSeq and is a predicted model, not a curated record.
GUGGCGGCGACCGAAGCAGCUGCUGUGGGGAGGCGGCGGCGGCUCGGUCCCGAUCGGGUCCCGGUCUCGUUCGGUGCUCUCGAAAUAAAGUUGACCAAGAACUGGAACCAGAUGGCAUCUGUGCUCCGGAAUGUCAAAGCAACAGUGGUGUGGCAGAAACACCAGCUCUUAGCUGACCUUAGUGAGAAUGAGAGCCCUAUGCCUGACAAAUUCAAGAGAAGGGCCUUUCUGAGUUCUCUCAAUACCAUUCGCAUGUCUUUAAGAAAACGGGCACCAUUAAAGCGAGUAGAGCUGCGUUUUCAUAAAACCCCAACUAGGGGAAGUCCAGAACGAAGACAGAGGUGCCAAACUCUUCAGACAAUUAAAAGAACAGCAAAAUAUGCUUUUGGAACAGUGUCCCAGAAAAUACAGAAGACUUGCCAAAGCCCAGUAUGCUCAGUGGUGACCUUUCCAGCUGAAUCCAUCAGCAGAAGCUGUGCGACAAGUUCUACCACAAAAAGAAGUGCUACACCUCAAACACCUUGCUAUAAGAGCAUUACUCCAGCAACCAGUUCUAAAGGCACUCCAAGUUCUGGCAAAAAGGCCUUGCUUGGACCAACAAGGGCACCAGAACAUAGAGAAUGGAGGGAUUUCUCAUCCUGGCUUGGUAAAAAUGCUGUCUCUCUCCGGAGAUCCAGAAGAGCAGCAGCACUGAAGAGCCCUUAUUCAUCACCUGCUCCUUCCAGCAGAAAGAUAGAGUUUGAUUGCGAGUUGGAACUGGUCUCAUCAGGGAUUUGCCAGUUGAAGCGUAUCUCCCAAGCAUUUGAUGAUGCCAUUGUGAAAGAGGAGAGGAAACAAGCAAUAUCAAACUACUACUAUCUAAUGGCACAAAACUCACAGUCUGUACAUCAAUCCCUGAAACCAUCUCAAGCUAUCAGAAGGCAAGCAAAGAAGCUCCGUCAAGUGCUUGGUACCUAGACAGAGAUGGCUGUAACUAUUUUUUCAUGUUUCCAAAUUUGAGCACGUAUGAAGGAGAUGUCUGUAUAGCACCUGAAAGGCUGCACUCUAUAUACACUUAAUGAGCUGUUACCCUUUUUUUUUUUUUUAUGAAGCAGCUCAGGACUUCCCUUGCUUUCUCUUUUCAAGUAAAGAGUGAAUCAAAAUGGUACCAACCACAGUGCAUCAUCUCCCACUGAGAUGAGGGAACCACCCUGAAAGUGACUUUCAUGAGACAGUUAAGAACCUAGAAACUGAUGCUGAACUGGCCAGAAAGAAUGGCGAAAGCAAGGGCUUAUGAUAGAUUUAUGAAGGGUAAUUCUAGGUAAGAGCAGUGUUUAAACUGGUAUCCAGCAGCCAUGAGAUUUAGCACAAAUACUUUCCAUGUUAAAAAGAUUGGCCUAUUAUUUUGAAAGCCUAACUUGUUAUUUUGGGUUUUUUUGUUGCUAUUGGCAAACUAGAAGUUAUUCAUCAUGUUAGCUGGAAGUUAAUAAAACACUAGUGGCUUCUUUGAGUUCUAAGCAAAACUGUCAUUCCAAAGCAUCAGGCUUCUGUGGAGUCACUCAUGCCUCAAGAACAGAGCCAUAUUAGGACUCUUACUUCAUGGAUUUAAGGAUUAGCCUAACUAAUCCUAUCUUAGGUAGUUUGGUUCCAGACAAAUCAGAGCAACUUUGUUAUUUCUUAUUGCUGCUUUAGAUAGCAUCUUGGGAGUUGAAUUAAACAUUGCUUUUGUGCUGUAUCUGUCUUUUAGUUAUACAUGAAAAUUUGUUACUACAAUUUGGUAUUACAAUUACAAAUGUACAAAAAAUAAUACAAAACAAAUACAAGUUGUUACUACGCUUGAAACUUACUGUUAUUAAUUAGUAUCAUAGUUAAAGUAUUUUGAUUAUGUAUACUUAGCAUUUGAUACCUGUAUUUUGCUUCUAAUUACUCUAAAAAAAUAUAUAACAUUCAUUUGACAAGCCUUUUUUGGUAGGUCAUUCAGUAUAAUGAAGUUAAGUCUUUCAAACUAAAGUAAAGAUUUCUCAAGUAGAAUUAACCACCAGGGCUGUUUUCCAUGGUAAGCUUUAUGCAGGCUUCUCCAAUUAUGUUCACUCUAAAAUGAACCUUCAAAUGCAAGACUGAUUUGGGAAUUUGCUCUACUUGAUAAAUUUAGGAUAUGUAUGUGACCUAGUAGUUCCAGUGUUACUAAAAUUUUAAUGGUAUCAGAUAUAAAUAUGAAAAGCAUUAAAUUAUGAUGUAUAUGUAAGUAUUGAUUUUAAAUAGCUCACAAUUUUUAUUUUUUUUUUUUUCUUGUCAAAUUAAACCAUUUUAAAACAUUGAAACAGUUACCGAGGCCUGGAAACAUGAAUGUUGCAGUGUGUUUCUUGUUAAUG